This is a messenger RNA of Guillardia theta CCMP2712, 450 nucleotides long. RefSeq lists its product as hypothetical. Gene Ontology annotation, molecular function: ATP binding; ligase activity, forming carbon-nitrogen bonds. Gene Ontology annotation, biological process: tRNA processing. The transcript is spliced from 4 exons. Bases 1 to 450 code for a protein of 149 amino acids. The record is from RefSeq and is a predicted model, not a curated record. NCBI's taxonomy places the organism in Eukaryota, Cryptophyceae, Pyrenomonadales, Geminigeraceae.
AUGCUCGGUCAUCAUCAAGGAGACGUGGAAGAAAAUGUCAUCUCUAAUGUUAUGAAAGGAAGUAGCGUCCUUAACCUAGCGGGAAUGAAAGAAGUGCAGUAUAUGACGCAGUACAGGGUUGAGCUUCAGCGGCCCUUGCUCUCUUUGCACAAGCAUGAAAUCUACAAUUUCUCAAUGACAUACGGAGUUCCUUACUUCAAAGAUACCACGCCAAGCUGGAGUACUCGAGGAAAAUUAAGAGGCGUGCUGAUUCCUGUUCUGAAGGACAUUUAUGGCGACGGUGUAAUGUCGCGGCUUAGCUCGAUAGCCAAGGACGCUUAUGAGCUUUCAUGUCUGGUGCAGUCUGAGAUCUUUGAGACGUUUUGGUCAAGCAUUGAGUUUCGAGAGCUAGGAAACAGUUUGAAAAUGAGAAACGGCAACCGUAACAAAUGUAACAGGUGCAUGGAUUGA